AUGUUUCAGCGAGUGCAAGGUAUCUUGGAGCCUUAUAAAGAUCCAUCUGCCGGUCUCCCUCCCGAUCCUUCCUUCACAUUACAGCUACCUGACGAAUCAUACACCGGAAGCAAUCUCCAUGCGGUCCAAAAGCUAUUCGAUGGAGAAUUUCAAUUCGACGUUUUUUUCGAGAGCGUCAGCGCGAAACAUAAACUUAGCUCGGCUACUCUGGACAACGGCAUUGCUGCACUGACAAGGUCAUUCGACGAGCGUUUCAAGGCGGUUUUCCCAAGACAUGCUGACUAUCCUUCGUCGGACCAAGCUCGCUUUGAGGACUUCUCAAAGGCCAUCACAUCGAACCUCAUGGGUGGUGUUGGCUACUUUUAUGGAAACUCCAUCACGAAUAAGAAAUUUUCGUAUGAAUGGGACGAAGAGGAAGAUUCCGGAGCAGGUUUCACUGAUGACAGCGAAGAACGCGGUCCAGGGCUCACAGAACCGAAGGCACUGCUCACUGGUACACCCAGCCGAAGUUUCUUUCCAAGAGGCUUCUACUGGGACGAAGGCUUCCACCUUAUACACAUAGGCGCAUGGGAUAACGAUUUUAGUGUCGAGAUCCUCAAAGAUUGGAUCAAUCUAAUUGACGAGGACGGAUGGGUAGCCCGAGAACAAAUCUUGGGUGAAGAGGCUCGUUCCAAGGUGCCUGCUGAAUUUCAAACACAAGUCCCCAACUAUGCAAACCCGCCCACUUUGACAGUGGCGGUCACAGCCUUGAUUUCGCGGGUUAAAGCUGCUUCCAGUGGACCAUCUACUGCAGACCUUGGGAUGGACUUUGUUAUGGGAGACGCGCAGACGCCUUUAUCGUUUUCGCAAAAUCCCGAUUCUAGCAAGUACUUGGAACCGGAGGCGGCGAUGUCUUUCUUGAAGUCAAUCUAUCCGCCUCUCAAACGACAUUAUGACUGGUUCCGUCGUACGCAGCGCGGACAGAUCAAACAAUAUGGAAGGAAGGCAAGGUCAAGGACAGAGGGAUACCGAUGGAGAGGAAGAUCAGAAUCCCAUGUUCUGACGAGUGGUAUGGAUGAUUACCCUCGUGGGCCUCCGCAUCCUGGUGAACUGCAUCUGGAUCUCAUCUCGUGGAUGGCAUUCUUUUCAAGGACGAUGAGAGAGAUCUCGUCAUUCGUUGGAGAGGAAGAUGAUGCGAUCUCCUACGGAGAGAUCGAGAAGGCCAUUUUGGAUAAUAUUGAAGACCUUCACUGGAAUGAGAAAGAGCAAAUGUACUGCGAUGUGAACGUAGAUAAUGAUGACGAAUCUUAUCACGUCUGUCACAGGGGUUACCUGUCGCUCUUCCCAUUUUUACUUUCCUUGCUCCCUCCAACUUCCCCACAUCUCGGUCCGACCCUUGACCUUCUUCAUGACCCUGAGCACUUGUGGUCAUCUUACGGUAUCCGGAGCUUGUCCAUGUCUCAUCCAGAAUUUGGGCAAGGAGAGAAUUACUGGAAGGGUCCCAUCUGGAUUCAGAUGAAUUACCUCAUUCUAGGCGCAUUGCACAAUACCUAUGCAAAAGAGGAAGGUCUUUACCAAGAGAAGGCUAAACAGAUCUAUACCGAACUAAGGAAGAACGUGGUUGAUAAUGUUUUCAAGGAAUACGAACGCACAGGUUAUGUUUGGGAGCAGUAUGAUGCUAACAAUGGGGAGGGACGACGAAGCCAUCCCUUCACUGGUUGGACAUCGUUGGUCACAUUGAUCAUUUCUGAAAAGUAUUAA
Messenger RNA from Marasmius oreades (fairy-ring Marasmius), 1740 nucleotides. RefSeq lists its product as uncharacterized. The transcript has 10 exons. Gene Ontology annotation, cellular component: endoplasmic reticulum membrane. Gene Ontology annotation, molecular function: Glc3Man9GlcNAc2 oligosaccharide glucosidase activity. Gene Ontology annotation, biological process: oligosaccharide metabolic process; protein N-linked glycosylation. The record is from RefSeq and is a predicted model, not a curated record. Bases 1 to 1740 code for a protein of 579 amino acids. NCBI's taxonomy places the organism in Eukaryota, Fungi, Basidiomycota, Agaricomycetes, Agaricales, Marasmiaceae.